This is a messenger RNA of Sinocyclocheilus grahami, 775 nucleotides long. Its product is annotated as proteasome 20S subunit alpha 3. The record is from RefSeq and is a predicted model, not a curated record. Gene Ontology annotation, cellular component: proteasome core complex, alpha-subunit complex; proteasome core complex. Lineage: Eukaryota; Metazoa; Chordata; Actinopteri; Cypriniformes; Cyprinidae. Bases 116 to 775 code for a protein of 219 amino acids. The transcript has 9 exons. Gene Ontology annotation, biological process: ubiquitin-dependent protein catabolic process.
CAAUCACAGAGCUCGUUGGUCGCAGGUGGCAGAGGGAGAACCGAUGCGCUGUGGAGUCUGCCGCUGCUAAUGCUGAGCACUUACUUACGAUUAUAGUUGUUCACAUUCAAUUACAAUGAGCUCCAUUGGGACCGGGUAUGAUUUAUCCGCCUCCACCUUCUCACCUGAUGGAAGGGUAUUUCAGGUCGAAUAUGCCACGAAGGCUGUAGAAAAUAGCAGCACAGCAAUUGGCAUCCGCUGCAAAGAUGGAGUCGUGUUUGGUGUAGAGAAGUUGGUUCUGUCCAAGUUGUAUGAGGAGGGCUCCAAUAAACGCAUCUUCAAUAUUGAUCGGCAUGUUGGAAUGGUAAGAACAUUGAGAAUGCUGUUUAAACAAGUGCUCAAAACAUGUCCAUUUGAGGUUGGUAAUAAACUUUUCAUAUUUUCCAAACAGCAUCUUGCAGACAGAGUGGCCAUGUAUGUCCAUGCUUACACAUUAUACAGCGCUGUGAGGCCUUUUGGAUGCAGUUUCAUCCUGGGAUCUUAUGAUGAAGAUGAUGGUCCACAGCUCUACAUGGUUGACCCUUCUGGGAUUUCAUACGGUUACUGGGGCUGUGCUAUUGGAAAAGCCAAGCAAGCUGCCAAGACAGAAAUUGAGAAACUACAGAUGAAAGAAAUGACCUGCAGAGAACUGGUGAAGGAAGUGGCAAAAAUUAUCUAUAUCGUUCAUGAUGAGGUGAAAGACAAAGCCUUUGAGCUGGAGCUUAGCUGGGUUGGAGAAGGUAAUGACAGUGAAUAA